Molecule: messenger RNA, 565 nt
Organism: Cydia fagiglandana
Lineage: Eukaryota; Metazoa; Arthropoda; Insecta; Lepidoptera; Tortricidae
Exons: 4
Coding region: 10-546 (178 amino acids)
Source: RefSeq, a predicted model, not a curated record
ACUCACAUUAUGUCCUUGUUAGUACUUCAUAUUUUCAUAACUACAUAUUUUUAUAUACCAUGUCUAAGCAUCAACAUGCUGGGACCAGCGGACAUAAUAUACAAAACCUUCGGUUACUGUGAGACAAAAAUUACGGACGUGGACGUUUGGAUAACGACGAAGAAGUACAACAGAACUACCAACGUCCUUGACAUCUCUUUGACAACACCGUGGGCAAUAGACGACGACUUGAUUUUAGAGUUGACGGCUGAAAUAAAGAAGGAAGGUGGGUACAAGCCGGGACAGUUCCACUUGAAAGAUACGUUGUGCAAAGUAUUGAGUACACUUUUUGACGAGCUUUUCAACCAGUUCCUCGAGGCCGCCGGUGUUGACGCCUGUCCUAUUGCAGAUGGAAAAUACCAAGUAAACAACUUUUUCUUGGACAACGAAAAGAUGACGGUGCCACAGUUGUACGGGGACUACAGGGUGCUUGUGGAAAUCUACAAGGGCGAAAAGCUGAAGGGAUGUUAUUACGCAUACGUAGACAUGGUGCCCAAGGAAGAAUAAAUCAGUGCAAACUGCAGAA